CGACGGCCGGCCAGAAGGCCUAGACUGAGAAGUGGAGAUGGCGAGAGCGGAAGCACUGAACGCGUACAGAUCGCUGCUGAGAGCGACUCGCAAAUCGUUCGCCGGAGACACCGUGAUGCUCAAGGGCUCGGCGGCGGAGGUUCGCCAGAAAUUCGAGGAGAAUAGGGGCGUGACGUCAGAGGAGGAGAUCCAGAGACUGCUUGGCGAGGCACGCGAGGCCUCCAGCUUCAUCUCCACCAUGAUCGUCCAGGCCAAGCUCAACUCCCGCGGCGGCUACGAAGUGAAGGCCGAAAGGGACCAUGCCGGAGCUACGCUUGAGAUUCCUUCUGAAGAAAUCCUUCGCAAAUCUUAAUGCAUGAGGAACAUUGUAUGGCGGCGUUGAGGGUUACAUUUCCCCUAGUUUUUUUUUUUUCCUCAAAAACCCUUCUUUUUCGCAUGUUUUCUGGAACCAUUGUUGUGCUUGAAGUAUUGUUAGUAAGCUAUUUUUCACUCCUUUUUUGUUAGUAAAUGGAAUGGUUUUCCAUAGAAUGAUCUUGAAAGUUUGCCUUUGUUCCACUUCACUCACUGUCUUCACAUUGUGCUUCUAGUAAAUGGAAUGGUCUUGAUAGUUUACCUUAGUUCGACUUGAUCAUCUUCACGUUGUUGUUUAAGAUACAGUGAGACAGUCGGAAGAAGAUUAAUAGUUUUAGAAGAAACCAUAA
Molecule: messenger RNA, 701 nt
Organism: Rosa chinensis
Lineage: Eukaryota; Viridiplantae; Streptophyta; Magnoliopsida; Rosales; Rosaceae
Product: mitochondrial zinc maintenance protein 1, mitochondrial
Exons: 2
Coding region: 38-352 (104 amino acids)
Biological process (GO): mitochondrial respiratory chain complex III assembly
Source: RefSeq, a predicted model, not a curated record